Messenger RNA from Cheilinus undulatus (humphead wrasse), 5233 nucleotides. It is a transcript of the gene pik3r1, whose product is annotated as phosphoinositide-3-kinase, regulatory subunit 1 (alpha). The transcript is spliced from 15 exons. The coding region runs from base 525 to 2714 and encodes 729 amino acids. Gene Ontology annotation, cellular component: phosphatidylinositol 3-kinase complex. Gene Ontology annotation, biological process: insulin receptor signaling pathway; phosphatidylinositol phosphate biosynthetic process. Gene Ontology annotation, molecular function: 1-phosphatidylinositol-3-kinase regulator activity; protein binding. NCBI's taxonomy places the organism in Eukaryota, Metazoa, Chordata, Actinopteri, Labriformes, Labridae. The record is from RefSeq and is a predicted model, not a curated record.
GGGGGAAGCCGUGCCGUUAUGUGGACAGACUGCGGGUUGUAACAGUUUGUCCUGCUCGUUAAACGGAUUUAAACGCCAACUGAGGAUUGUUGUUUUUAACCUUAUAGGUAAAUGAUCUUGUCCGGGUUGCAGUUUGUUGACGGUAUCCCGUAAGUCUUAAGUUUUAUCAAGUGAGAGCGAUUAGUGUUGAAGGAAGAGGAGUCGUUGGAUUUGCCUGUGGAUUCAUGCGGACUCGGUUCAGGUUGCAUUCUCAAGAUCACAGCUGCAGGCCUUUUAUUGAUGGGUACAUACUGCGAGGUAGCACACCAAGAGAGCUGGAAAUCAUUCAAAAGAGACAGGACCUGUGAAAGAAUGAAGACAAGCUAGAUGUUGUUGUCUUCAAAGAACUGUCGGAGUUGAGCUUUCUUGGAAGAAUACACCUACGGCAAAUGUGAGCCUGGACUAAGCACAUAAUCAGAGAAACCUGAAAAGUAGCUUUGCUGCAGUGUAACUUCUAAAGAACACAUUGACUCAAGGUGAUCAAUAUGAGUGCUGAAGGAUAUCAGUACAGAGCGCUUUAUGACUACAAGAAGGAGAGGGAGGAGGACAUUAAUCUGCAUGUGGGGGAUAUACUUUUAGUAAGUAAAGGAGCUCUGGUGGCUCUUGGGUACACUGAUGGGCUUGAACAGAGGCCUCGUGAGAUUGGCUGGCUGCCAGGCUUCAAUGAAACCACUCAGGAAAAGGGGGACUUCCCUGGGACAUAUGUUGAGUACGUUGGAAAGAAAUGGAUCUCUCCUCCUACACCUAAGCCAAGGCCCCUCAGACCCUUACCUGUAGCUCCUCCUGGGGCCUACAAGACAGAGGCGGACUCAGACUCAGAGCAAGGCUCCUGUCUGCUGGACCUGACAGAGCAGUUUUCCCUCCCAGAGACGUCUCCCCCUAUGCUCGCCAGAUUGUUGGAAGCCAUUGAGAGGAAAGGUUUGGAUAACCCUACUCUAUAUCGAACCUUCACUGCUGGGGGUGGACUUGAAGUCAGACAAUAUUUUGAUUGUGAUCCUCCCUCUGCAGACUUGGAUCAGUUUGAACUUCCCGUCCUGUGUGAUGGUCUGCGCAGGUACCUGCAGGAUCUCCCCCAGCCUAUCAUCCCCACUACAAUCUAUGCUCAGGUGGUCCAUACAGCCAAAGAGGUGGUGAAUCCUGAGGAAUGUGCCCAGCUGCUACGUCGCAUCGCCAGCACCCCGAGCCUGCCUCCACAGUACUGGCUUACCCUCCACUGUCUGCUCAGGCAUUUCUCUAGAGUGUGCCAAAACGGCUCCAAGAACCUGCUCAGCGCCAGAGCUCUGGGCGAGAUCUUCAGCCCUGUGUUUUUCAGACAACAGACCACCAGUUGUGAACCCAGCUUGGAAGCUCACAUCAAGAUCAUUGAGGUUCUGGUGACCAGUGAAUGGAGUGAAAGCCAAGCAGCUCCAGCUCUACCUCCAAAGCCACCCAAGCCCACUUCUGUGACUAACAACGGUAUGAACAACAACAUGGCUCUGCAAGACGCCGAAUGGUACUGGGGGGACAUCUCGAGGGAGGAGGUCAAUGAGAAACUUAGGGACACCGCCGACGGUACGUUUUUGGUGCGUGACGCCUCGACGAAAAUGCACGGAGACUACACUCUGACUCUGAGGAAAGGAGGAAACAACAAGCUCAUUAAGAUAUUCCACCGGGACGGGAAGUAUGGCUUCUCGGACCCUCUGACCUUCAGCUCAGUCGUCGAGCUCAUCAACCACUAUCGCAACGAGUCUCUGGCUCAGUACAAUCCAAAGCUCGACGUCAAGCUGCUCUAUCCCGUCUCCAAACACCAGCAGGAUCAAGUGGUAAAAGAAGACAACAUCGAAGCUGUUGGGAGGAAGCUGUGCGAGUACCACCAGCAGUACCAGGAGAAAAACAAGGAGUAUGACCGUCUGUAUGAAGAAUACACAAGAACGUCACAAGAAAUCCAAAUGAAAAGGACGGCUAUAGAAGCGUUUAAUGAAACUAUAAAGAUAUUUGAGGAGCAAUGCCAAACACAAGAGCGGUACAGCAAGGAGUAUAUCGAGAAAUUCAGGAGGGAAGGCAACGACAAGGAGAUCCAGAGGAUCAUGGGAAACUAUGAGAAGUUAAAAUCCAGGAUAAGUGAGAUUGUAGACAGCAAACGUCGGCUGGAAGAGGAUCUGAAGAAACAGGCAGCAGACUACAGGGAGAUUGACAAGAGAAUGAACAGCAUCAAGCCCGACCUCAUCCAGCUCCGCAAGACCAGAGACCAGUAUCUCAUGUGGUUGACCCAGAAGGGAGUCAGACAGAAGAAACUCAACGAGUGGCUCGGAAUCAAGAACGAGAACACAGAAGAUCAAUACUCUAUGGUUGACGACGACGAAGACCUCCCUCAUCAAGACGAACGCUCCUGGAAACUGGGCAACAUCAACCGACUGCAGGCAGAGGCGCUUCUCCAGAGCAAGAGAGACGGAACAUUCCUGGUCCGAGACAGCAGCAAAGCAGGAUGCUACGCCUGCAGCGUUGUCGUGGACGGCGAGGUGAAGCACUGCGUCAUCAACAAGACCCCCUCAGGUUAUGGCUUCGCCGAGCCGUACAACCUGUACGGCUCCUUAAAGGAACUCGUUCUCCACUACCAGCACACGUCUUUGGUCCAGCACAAUGACUCUCUGAAUGUGACGCUAGCGUACCCGGUCUACGCCCAGCAGAGACGGUGAGGACCCCCCCACCCAACCCCCACCCCGGAUGUUUCCACAUGGACACGAGGAAAAGGCCUCAUGGGAGUUAGAGAUGAAACGUCCUUGGACUCCGUGAUUUUAAAACUGAAAGAGGCUCUGUUUGCAGACUUGGAAAAAAAGAAAAAGCCUGAAACAUUUCAGUGACUUUGCUCCGACCACGAGCCUGAGGCGAGUCUGAAUGUAGAUUUCUUUCUCUUUUGCUUUUCGUGGGAGCACAGAAUCAAGCGGAAACUGCUGAAAUCUCCCCCAGCAGAGGACAUCUGAGGCCUUUUCUUAAUGGUGCUUGUUCUUUUUUCAAAGCUUUACCAGCCGGGAAUGUCUAAUCGCAGCAAGAUAAACUCUUCACAUGGAACUGUACCCACCGGCCACAACUCUGUUUUUCCACUUUUUCUUUUUCCCUUUCAUGUCAUCUUCGUGUAUGCCUGCGUGCGAGCGUGUUUCUGCACAAGUGUUUGUGUGUACGUGUGUGUGCGUGAUUGUCCAUGUGACCAAAACUCAUAGAAUCAGGAAACUGUGUGACGUUUGUGGGGGAGUGUAACACAUUUGCUUGUGUUAACUGUUAAAAAAGCCGACCUCGUGUCGGCUGAUAAAUGUAGCAAAAUGGCACUUUUUAAACAAAGUUUAAUUUUUUUUUGUUUUUGAAAAGACUCCUAUGGACUUUAAUGCGAAGAGCAGAGAUCUUCAUCCUGCCUUCUCUCAGUCGAGCAUUAUAGCGCAGAAGUAAACUUGAUCUUUACUGUGGGCAGGUGAAACUAUGAAUGGACUUUGUAUUUCAUGUACAUAUGUGAAAAUGUGCAAAAAGUCAUGAAUCAAAGUGCACCAUACCAAAAAGGAUCAGUUCCUGUUUAGUUCUAUUCUGAUCUGCUAUGCAAUUCUUUCUCCAUCACUUCUUCAGAACUGUGUUUUACUCUGUUGCAAACCCUCAAUAUAAGCUUGUUUUAUUGCUUGAAAAGUAUCUUUUCCUGUGUAAAUAUCCCCCCGAGGAUAUUUUGUGUCAAAAUGCUACGAUACAGUAAAUUGCUUAUGAUUUUUAAAGAUAAUAAUAGCAACAUACACUUUAUUAUAAAUGACUUUAACAGCUGGUAUAAAGAUGGAAAAGAUGAGUAUUUUAUUAGACUUAUUUUGCUUCAAACUAAUGUUCUUCUCAGGCAGAGCCUCUUGAGUAUUUGAGCUGCUUCAGUCACAAGAACUAUUUCUUACAGAGCUAAACUUCUUUGUUUGGACGGACAAAGAAAGAACUCAGAGAAACGGGGAUGAUGGGAUAGUACGACCCUUAGAGACCAUCACCACGAAAACAACAGUAUAGAUUUAUUUUGUUAUAAAAUAUAUAUGUUCCCAUAUGAGAAUAUAUCAAAGCAGACUGGUGUUUUCAGCCGAUGGAUAUUGUUAUUAAAGAUCAAUAAACAUUGUCCACUUAGUAUUUUUCUGUAUCAGAAAAUCACUGUGUUUACAUAGGUGGAUCAGCUCAUUUCAGAUCUGUCUCUAAUUUCAUAUUUCAGAUUUAAAAAAGGACAAUUGUCUGUGGAAUCCUUAAAAACACAACAGCUCAACUAUAUUAUUUCUUCACCCAUCUUUUAUUCUGGAUUUCACAAGUCCAAUUUAUCGGUACAGGUGUAAACCCAGCAAACUGGUUAAUAAAUUAAACUGCUUCAAAUUUAAAACAUAUCGCCCUUAUGUCUAACCAAUGUGAAAACACAAAUCAAACCACUCUAAAAACAAAAUGUUUGCCAUUAAUGACAAGUGUAAUUUACAGUCCUAAAUCUUUUGCCAUGAAAUGAUGUUGAUGUGAUAUUUUUACCCCCAACCCCCCAAAAAUGUACUCAUGGUCAGCACAGCUGUCAACUUUAACUCUUAAAUGUAUCUUUGUGUAACAAAAUUAAUUGUAAAAAUGUUAACCUAAUGCCAUUUUGAAUUGUGAAAUCUGACUUUAAUUCUCCAACUUUGGCACAACUUUCUUUGUGGGGAAAAAAAUGUCACCACGUUUAUGAAAGAGAGCAAAAAAAUGAGAGAAAAACAACCGCAAAGUCAGUUCUUUCAACAUGAAAACUUUUUCUAUAUUGUCUUGCAUAUUAUUCGAAGCCCCAUCAUGGCAAACUGUUGUACAGCUUGAUCAAGCUACUAAAAUGUGUUUUAGAUGUAUUAGGUUUCUUAUUUGGAUUUUUCAAAGCUGUUAACAGACAUCAUGGAUACUAGAUUGUUUAACUAGACUGUUUUAUUUACUGCCCCUACAGCUGCUGGCAUGAGCGUUUGUUUGUCAAAACUACUUUUUUCUUUUUUUUAAUUCUUGGACAUCAUGCACCAUUAUUUUCUUUGCCCCAUCUCUGGGUUGUACGAUUAUUUUUGGUGUCUUUUUUUUUUAUUUGAAGCUCAUUUCUUUGUGGGUGUCCCUAGACAUGAUGAUUGGAUUGAGAUUUAUCAGUGUUCCCCCCCAGUUUUGCUUCAAAUCUGUAUUGGGCUUUGUUAAAAAGGAAAUAAAACACUUCUUUUUAAGAAAUUCA